AGUAUUCUAAGGAAAGAGGUCGGCACAUUCGACGACACAUUUCCUACUCUCACCAAUUGCUAUUUGCUCCCAUAAUACUCCCUCAAUUUAAUUCCCCAAAUUUUCCCCCUUUUCUUUCCAUUCACACGAUUCAUAUGAACCUUCUCUAUUUAUUCAUUCAAUUCAUCAUCGAUUUACAGAACACCAAUCGUCUCUGUUCUUCAUCGCUGAAUUUGGAUUCGAUUUCUUGAUCCAAAUUGCAGAUUGAGGGUUCCAAUUGGUGGUUAUAGAUCACACUCGAAACCUCUUUGUAUAGCUUUUUAGGUUAUCUUAUUGAGUUUGUAAAGAUUGGUUAGCCACUAUUCACAAGUGAAGAUUUUGGGUGUUUAGAUACCGAAAAAUUCCAUCUGUUCAAAGUGGAAUUAUGUCUGGAGUGCAAGAUUCGUUGGAGAUCAGGUUUCGUUUGAUUGAUGGAUCGGAUAUUGGUCCCAAGAGCUUUCCAGCGGCUGCAAGUGUUGCGUCCUUGAAGGAAAGCAUCCUUUCUCAAUGGCCGAAAGAGAAAGAAAACGCUCCAAGAACGGUGAAAGAUGUAAAACUAAUUAGUGCCGGAAAGAUAUUGGAGAACAACAAAACGGUCGGAGAAUGCAGGAGUCCGUUGUGUGAUGUCCCCGGUGGAGUUACGACGAUGCACGUUAUUGUUAGCCAACCACCUCAAGAAAAAGAUACAAAAGUAAAAAGCGACCCGAAGCAGCACAAAUGCGUGUGCGUUAUAUUAUGAGAAGCAACUCCAAGCGGGUCGUAUUUGCAGCAGAUAAAAUGAUGCAGGAUUUGGUAUACAUGUUCAUGAAUGGGUGGCAAUGAAGUUUAUAAAGAUUAAAAAAAGGCAAAUUGGUGAGAAGAAAAAGAAACAUACUUAUUUACAUAAGUCAUUGUUUGGGGGAUCAUGCCCUUUUUUCCAGAGCUGUAAUUUUCAUUUCCAGAGCAAUGUUGUUAUAAGGACUUGUAAUUUAUACAAUGAAUGUUGGAUAUUGCUUUGGAUUUGGGAAUUUUAGCUCUGGAAAUACGAAGAACACGAUUUAUAGUUUUAUAUCAAAGUCAAUGUCUUGCAUAUUUUUUUUUUGUC
Messenger RNA from Cynara cardunculus var. scolymus (artichoke), 1102 nucleotides. Its product is annotated as membrane-anchored ubiquitin-fold protein 1-like. Gene Ontology annotation, molecular function: protein binding. Lineage: Eukaryota; Viridiplantae; Streptophyta; Magnoliopsida; Asterales; Asteraceae. The transcript is spliced from 5 exons. The record is from RefSeq and is a predicted model, not a curated record. The coding region runs from base 404 to 757 and encodes 117 amino acids.